AUGAGUAUAAACUCAAUUGACUAUGAUCCAUUUGAGAAUAUUACUUCGAUAUUCCUCACCAAGGAUUCUUUGCAGGAUAUCGACUCGCUCCUAGCAACCACGAGGCAACAUAAGGUCCAGCUGCAAGAAGCUAUAACUAUUGCGAAAGAAGCUCAAAAACAUGAAAGUGGUCCUGUUGCUGAGAAGGGAGAGGCAUUGGAGGCUGUUGUCAGCAAUUUCAACACAACUCAAAAAAUUGCCUCGUCUACAGAGGCCACUAUCACUAAGCUAAUUAAGGGUUUGGUUCACUUAGACAAUGCGAAACAUAAUCUUACAAAUUCUUUGAAUCUUUUUCAGAACUUAAAAAUAUUGGUUGACAGUUAUUACGAAUGCUGUAACUUUUUAAAAAGGGUUACGUAUCUAGAGAUGGUGUCGCCAUACAGGAUUAUGUGUUCAUUGUCGGAAAACAUUUUCUCCUCCUAUAAGUCUGUCAGUGAAGUGAACAAGCUGCUUAAUAACAUUUCGAAGCUAAAGUCGGACAUCAUCAGCAAGAUAAAAAAGACGUAUACAAUCAUUCUAAAUGGGAAAUCAGAGGUCGACCCAUCUUUUGAAAAGCAGAUCAGGGAGGGUGCAUGCGAGCUGCUAGAUUCUAAUUCUAAGUCCAAGGAUGAAAUAAUUGAAUGGACUUUGAACAAACUAUUGUACGAAAUCAAACAAAUCUUCCAGUUUGAUGACGAGGCAGGCUCUUUGGAAAACCUGGAACGGAGGUACAUAUUUUUCAAGAAAGUGCUAAACAAUUUCAACUCCAAGUUUGCAUCAUUUUUCCUGCCGACAUGGGAAAUGCCUUUACAACUGGUUUCAAAAUUUUUUUCAAUGACAAGAAAGGAUUUAGACAUCUUAUUGAAGGUAGAGUUCAAAGACAGGACUCCCUCUAUUGAUCUUUUCAUGAAAUCAUUGCAAGUAACGCUGGAUUUUGAGAAGUACAUUGACGUUCGUUUUUCAAACAAAUUUAAAGAGGAAAGACUGAGCAAGUGUUUUGAACCGUAUCUGUCAUUAUGGGUAUCCCACCAGGAUGGAAUAAUGAACAAAAAAAUGCUUACGUAUAUGAGCGAAGAGAAGAUACCGAAAGAUCUGUCGCACUCUUUGGUUGUUCCCUCGACGGCUGAUAUGUUUAGAACAUAUAGAACAAUUCUUACUGAGACUUUGGAGUUGGUCGGAGAAAACAAGAACAAUACCAUCUUAGCGUCUUUAUCCAAGUUGUUCGCCAAAUGGCUGAUAGAGUACUCAAAUAGAAUUCUGAAACCUUUGCUAUUACCAGAGAAUGUAGAUAUUCAGGAGAAGUUUGAGGUUAUAAAAUACACGGUGUUGUUGAUAAACACGUGUGAUUAUUGCUCGACUACAAUUGACCAAUUGGAGGAAAAACUUUCUCUAUUCAGUUCCGGAUCAAGAAGCGUCUCAGACCCCUUUAUAAAGGCAAAGGAUGUUUACGAUGAGUUGAUCAGUAAUGGUAACAGACUUUUGCUGAAAAGGGUAGUUCCUAAGGAGCUGUCAUUUGCCUAUAAAGAGUUUGAUAAUACAGAUUGGGCGCAUGUGCUGGUAGAGGAUUACAGUAGGUAUAUGGUGACUCUCAAGAAAUUAUUGACGUUUACACUCCAAUCAACAUCAACUCACUCGCAGAAACCUUCUAGUAAAAACUUACUCGAAGAGAUUGUUAACUUGUUCAACAGGGAUGUCUACAAGUGGAAUUUCUUUGAUAGUUUCAUUGACCUCAUUACAACAACGUAUGUUGACUGUAUUAUUAGACUAUUACAGCCAUUGCCACCAUUUGCCUCAUCGAAUAGCCAAAGACGUUUGAGUACGAAGCAAGUCAUUAAUAUCGGUGAACAGCUGCUACUGGAUAUGCAAUUGUUGAAGCAGCUGCUCUCUUCCAUGUGUGAGAGUGUAGUAGGGCCGACAUCUUCUGAGAGUCCCUUUUUCAAGAGGGCCAAAAAUCAUCUAGACACCAAUUUGAACCAGCUUCUGUCCUUCAUCAAACUGUUAGUUGUUCCAUUGGAUUCACCUGAGGACUACUAUGAAACGUAUGGUCGACUUACUUUGGAUAACAGUGAUCCGAUAGUUUGGGCGUUUACGAUCAGUUUGAAGGGGGCACCUUGGGAUCUAGGUCUCUGGAAAAAGCACUGGGAGGUCUUUCACAGAAAAAUAGAAGGUAAGAACGAUAACGACACUGCAAGAGACUUUUUCAUCUACAGAUGGGAUCCCAAGCAUCUAUCUAGGUUUGAGGCAAAUAUUAGACGAAUCCAAGAUAGUACGUGGUCAGCUUUUUUCAGUGGUCAAUUGAAAAUCAAAACAAGCUCGACGCCGUCUACACGUCAUUAG
Molecule: messenger RNA, 2355 nt
Organism: Huiozyma naganishii CBS 8797
Lineage: Eukaryota; Fungi; Ascomycota; Saccharomycetes; Saccharomycetales; Saccharomycetaceae
Gene: VPS53
Product: Vps53p
Exons: 1
Coding region: 1-2355 (784 amino acids)
Biological process (GO): retrograde transport, endosome to Golgi
Cellular component (GO): GARP complex
Source: RefSeq, a predicted model, not a curated record